AUGGGGAUUAAAAUCUACUACACCACCGUGACUGCAUCUCGGACGAUAAAGUCCCAACAGGCGGAAGUCAUGCGCAUCCUGGACAGCAAAAGCAUCACGUACGAGCUGGUGGACAUCUCGGUGGGAGGUGAGAUGCGCGACGAGAUGCGCAAAAAAGCGGGCAACCCGACAGCCGUCCCGCCGCAGCUCUUUAAUGAGGACCAAUACUGCGGGGAUUACGAAAUGUUCUCCGAGGCGGUGGAGGCGGACACGGUGGACCAGUUCCUGAAACUUGCGUGA
Molecule: messenger RNA, 279 nt
Organism: Nerophis lumbriciformis (worm pipefish)
Lineage: Eukaryota; Metazoa; Chordata; Actinopteri; Syngnathiformes; Syngnathidae
Source: RefSeq, a predicted model, not a curated record